Molecule: messenger RNA, 2095 nt
Organism: Bemisia tabaci
Lineage: Eukaryota; Metazoa; Arthropoda; Insecta; Hemiptera; Aleyrodidae
Product: methyl-CpG-binding domain protein 4
Biological process (GO): DNA repair
Cellular component (GO): nucleus
Molecular function (GO): catalytic activity; DNA binding
Source: RefSeq, a predicted model, not a curated record
GUGACAACAACUUAGGUUAUGUUAUAUGUUAUUGCGAUCUUGCUUUUAUCAGUUUUAAAAAAAGAAAGGAUUUUGAUCACUUAUUUUGAUCAUUUUUGUUGAUGGUGUCAAUUUCUUCUGAGGAACUCACGUUAGUUUUGGACAUUAAAUAUUUAACUCUGUGGCUGCUCUAAACCGAGGAAAUGGAAGAUGAUGUCAAAUGAAGGAAUAUGAAUCAAUGAAAUGCUGAAAGUUCUGGAAAGAUGGGUGACACAACUCACUCUAUUGUUGUGAGUCCCUUUUUUCAAAUCAGUUCUCCCACCGAUAAUGAGCCGCUGAAUGAUUCAGAUGAGACUAUUGCAAAGUUCUCUAACUCCAGAUGCAAUAAUGAAUCUUGUAGUUCACAGGAAACUCCUCCUCUAACCCCAACCAGUAAAGUGAAAACAAAAACAACAUUCUCUCCCCGAUAUGCGCGCAGGCCAGGGAAGAAGUAUGCUGCUGCUGUGAAGAAACCUGCUCACACGAAAGAAGUAAAAAGUCCAUAUUUUGCCUCAGAACUUGAUUCGUCUGAGAGGAUCAAGCAGGAAGAAGACCCGUCACGUCAAAGAGACACAUGGAUCCCUCCCAGAUCUCCAUAUGCUCUAAUUCAAGAGGAUUUGUUUGCCAAUCCUUGGCAACUUCUCAUUGCAACUAUAUUCUUAACCAAAACUCGAGCCCAACUAGCCAUCACACCUCUUCUGAAAUUCCUAGACAAGUGGCCAACUCCUGAAAAUCUUCUGAAAGCAAAUUUUGAUGAGAUUCAUGAAAUUCUACAGCCUCUUGGACUUGGCGCACUUCGGAGCCGUACAAUCUUGCGCUUUACUAAAGAAUUUUUGGAAAAAGACUGGCGCUAUCCAAUUGAAUUGUAUGGAAUCGGAAAGUACGGGAAUGACUCGUAUCGAAUGUUCUGUGUCAAUGAGUGGCGAGAUGUCACACCAACAGAUAUUCCCCUUUCAAAGUACAAAGUGUGGUUAACCAUGAACGAGGAAAGACUGGGGUUAAAGUAGUCCCUUGUCUAGCUCUCCUUACAAGGUUGUGAAGUUUCCUGUAGGUACAUACGCACUUUGAUCCAACGUAAUUUUUGGUUUGAAGUAGACAACGAUUAAUACAAACUCUGAAUUUGAUCACUAUGCUACAUAAUUCCUCAUCAAUAUUUUGCAUGGCAAGUAAUUCUUAUAAUUGACAUCUUCUUAGUAAACUCUUCAAAUUAAUUAAUUACAAAUGAUAUCAAUAUUUUUCAUGUCCCUAAAUUCAAAUGUUCUUACUCUCAUUACGAAACCAAAAUUUGCUUGACUUAAAUGUACAGAGAACAAAUAUUGACAUAUUUUACAAUGGUUGAAUUUCUGAGGGAAUGGCAUGAAGCACCAGCCUUCCAUAACUCAGCACCAAACUCUGUUGGGUUUCCAUAUUUUUCAUCCAUAAUCCUAGUAGCAAUGUCUGUUCAUUUACAUCGUUAUUUAAAAGAACUCCUGAUUUUCUGUGCCCUGUUCCAGUGAUCUAAUUUCCUAUCAACAAAUUAUAAGUGUGUCGCAGAUAAGAAAGUUUGUAAAUCCGAUUCAGAUUAUUUGCUGCCUGGCUAUAACUCCUCGUUUUCAGUGGCCCCAUACAAUAUAUACAGUAUUUCUUUUGAUCAAAAAUUCUAAUUUGUUGAAACCUCUGCUAAUUGAAAUCAUAAGUAUCUUACCCAGGAGUUUAUUUAAAAUACCAAGCAAAGCAUUCUCCAUGAUGAUAAUUAAACAAAAGCACAACAUAUUGCAGUGAUUCAGACCCUUUCCUUGCAGUCCAUAACUUGACAUUGAUGAAAGGAUAUGAAAAAGAGGGCUGUGAUGGAAUCUCCCAUAAGGUUAAGUAAAUCAAUAAAUUUUAGUUCUUGUAGAAUUAGUGUAUGUCUAUACAGUGCUAAACGAAUGCAUUCAGACCUUAGUAGUCACUUUUACUUUCAAAAGAGGAAAAUUGCCCCAUUGACAACAUGCCAACUUUCAAAAUUGAAUCAGGUUAAAAAGGUUCUUCAAAUGCAGAUAAGGCAGUCCAAAAAGAAAACUAUAGUGUCAGACUAUAGUGGUCUUAUAACUACAAA